AUGCAGUCCACCACCAAAUUUUCCGCCGACAGCCUCGUCGAGAUUCUUGUACAGCCAAAGCCAGUUGCUGUGAUAACAUGCACUUUCGUCUACAUCUGGGCGACAAGAAACUACAACCCAACUACAGCACCGGCCUUGCCAGUGGAGAGUGGACCACAACCUGGAGCGGUUCCUUUAUCACCAUCCGUGGAAGUACAACAAUCAGAGAGUCAUACUGUCAAAGUGGUAAUGGAAGUGCAGGAACCAGGGCAACCAUUCCAUUGUCCCAUGCAAGACUCGAAACUCAGAUCGCAGGCUGUAUCUGAGGUUGGCGAGAAAGUUUUACCCCUUCCUGUGUAUACACCAACGGCAAGAGAUGGUCACACGUCCACUGAAAAAUCCUCACAAACGAUCAGAAGAGAGAAAGUUGAGGCUUUGAAGAAAGAGAUGCAUCACAUACAAGAGACCGAAGAUGAAGACGCGUACGAGGAACAAGAGGCUAGCCUUCUGAAUGACGAAGCUCGUGAAAGGCUCCUGAUCGCCUUGGACAUGGACAUUGGGGACGAUGAGAUACGUCAAGUAAAGAGAGCAUGGAACGCAACCAAAGAAAGGGUCGCGCGAGCUCGCUUGACUUCUGGGAAAUUGGCCGCUCGAUUCAGAAUGGCAAUGCCAGGAAUCCUCCCCAAACGUUCCACCAUUGCUCUGGCUUUUUCGGCUCUGAGUGUCGCAUUAGGAGUCAUCGGCAUAUGGUUCGCCAUCUUGUAUACAGAUUGUACAAGUUAUGCGUCCACAUUCAUCACGACAUCCACAUCCGUGUCCGGAUGUAUCCACUUUUCUGAACUAUACAUGAAGUGGAAGCUGCUGGAGGAAAUACAAGAAACUGUAGUUCAGAUCGAAGGAUUAUGCCUCAAGCUCUCUCAGUUGAAUCACAACGACAUUAGUGCCCUCGAAAGAUCUCCCUAUACCUCACACACUGCCUCCAAGCUCGGAUCAUUUGCGCACCGGCUUAGGGUAGCUUUUGUUACGUUCCAGGAAUCGAUUGUCCCAGCGAGCGGAAGACCUCAUCUUAACAAUUGCCCUUUGACCGACUCGAGCGAUGACGAAUCUACAACGAUCUUGACACCUGCUGAGAGCGAAGUCAACUUCGAGCCUCCUCCUCUAUCGAACGCGAUGAAGCUCGAAAGGUUGCUUGCAGAGAAGAGGGAGAUUGAGAAAGCCCAAGAUGACGAAAUGCACAAGCUGGACGUUUGUACACAAGAAAUGAAGGAGGCUCAGCAUCGAGUCAAGGGCGUCAUAUUGUUUGACAUAGAAUCUGGAGAGCACGAGAAGGCUCAAGCUGAGUAUGUAGCUGCGAGCCUGAAGUUCUUGCUUCUAAUGCAGGCGAGAGACGGACAAAACUUGCGGUUGAGAAGAAUUGCACUGGACAUUAAAUCUUUGGAAGAAGAAGAGAAGAAUAAAAGGCAAUUCGAGAAGAAGGACAUUUGAAUGUUUCAGGAGGGUUAGGACAUUGUCAGAUAGC
Molecule: messenger RNA, 1498 nt
Organism: Mollisia scopiformis
Lineage: Eukaryota; Fungi; Ascomycota; Leotiomycetes; Helotiales; Mollisiaceae
Exons: 4
Coding region: 1-1464 (487 amino acids)
Source: RefSeq, a predicted model, not a curated record